ACCGAAUGACCGUUUAUAGCAGAACAUUUAUGUUAAAUGGUGUUAGGUACUGAUGUGUAAUGACGACUGGUGUGAACCAGAACAAUUUGUGUUUAAAGGGUUUCAAUCAGGGUUUCAAUUCCAUGUCUUCAUGGAACUCACUUUGUGCUUGGGGGCAUGUCAUGCUGGAAAAGGUUUUGGAUUCUUAGGUGUAAUGAAAGAAAUCGUAAUACUGCAUCAUACAGUCCACUUUGUGUUUCUUUACAAUUGUGUAUUGUCUAUGUGGUAACAGCUCGAGGAAAAAAAACACACAUAGGUAUGAUGGACAGAGACAAUUUUUUGGCCAGAAGUCAAACAUGAGAGUUCCUAAAAAAAAACUAUUCAACCAUAGCAGUAGUUUGGUUUUGGUCAUUACAAGGUCCAAACUUAAAUUGUAGUCCUUGUAGGGACAUUUGAUUUGGUCCUCAAGAAGAUAAACACACGCAAUUUACACAAAGCGGACUGUUCAGCAGACGAAGGAUUUCUCUCUCCAGAUUUCUCGCGUCUAGCCUCAAAUCCUCGUUCACGUGACUCGCGGCGUUCGACCAUGCCGAAGGCGCGUCGGUGCGUGCGUGCGUGCGUGCGCUGUGAACGCGUGAACGCGCCGAUGUAUUGUUUCACAUCAACAUUUUCAUUAUACGUGCUCUUAGGAUGAGGAGCGGCUCCUAAUCUACUCUCGUUAUCGUCGGUGGCCGAGGUACCCCCCCUGCUCUCGCAAAGGAAGAGGAGCACCGCGGCUAACGACAAAGAUGAAGGCGCGACGGCAGCGCUGCUCCGGUCACCUUGUGCCGAUCCAGUGGGAGCGGGCAGCGAUGCGCGGCGCCUGCGAGUAAACGCGCUCUUUGCGCCGCCUCCGUUUACCGAACAACACGGGGCACCACGGGAGAGGUUCUCAUUCUCAUUGUCAACAUCGUCCAGUUAGAAUCUGUUCCAGUUAAAUUUGCACUUUAGACGCUUUAGUCUUUCUAAGGUUCGUGCGUUUUGUUUGCUUUGGAAAGCUCUGUAGAUGCGUGUCUGGCAUACGUACGAGCGGCGCUGGGCUGUUGGCAUUUCCCCUCACUCCCAGUCCUAUUUCCCUCUAGCCAUGCCCGAGGUAGGUGGCAGAUAAUGCCCAGAACGUCGAGAUGGGCCAUCACGGCGACGAGAAGGACCGUGUUGUGAUCAACGUGGGAGGCAUCAAGCACCAGACAUACCGUGGCACGCUGCGCACGCUGCCCGGCACGCGCCUUUCGUGGCUCGCCGAGCCCGACGCCGCGAGUCACUUCGACUACGACGCGACGGCGGGUGAGUUCUUCUUCGACCGGCACCCGGGCGUCUUCGCGCACAUCCUUAACUACUACCGCACGGGCAAACUGCACUGUCCGGCGGAUGUGUGCGGUCCGCUGUACGAGGAGGAGCUCGCCUUCUGGGGUAUCGACGAGACAGACGUGGAGCCGUGCUGCUGGAUGACCUACCGGCAGCACCGCGAGGCUGAGGAGGCGCUGGUCAGUUUCGGCGGUGGCGCGCUGCUCGAAGGCGGCGGCGGCAGCGGCGGCGGCGGCGGCGUCGCGCACGACGACACGGAGGCCGACGGCGGUACGCACGACGCGCCGGCCGAAGGGGACGAGGGGGCGGAAAUGACGCGGCGGCUGGCGCACGGAGACUCGCCGGAGAGCCGCUCGGGACGCUGGAGCCGAUGGCAGAAGAAGAUGUGGGCGCUUUUCGAGGACCCGUAUUCGUCCAAAUACGCGCGGUGGGUGGCUUUUGCAUCACUAUUCUUCAUCCUGGUGUCCAUCACUACAUUUUGUCUGGAGACUCACGAGGCCUUUAACCCCAUCAUCAAUCGCACAGAGAUCGAAAUAGUGAACAAUAAAACCGUGGUGCGUGUUUACCCGGAAACCGAGACCAUGGUGCAGCUCACAUACAUCGAGGGUGUUUGUGUGAUCUGGUUCACUUUUGAGUUUUUAAUACGAAUCACUUUCUGUCCAGACAAACUCAAGUUUAUCAAAAAUGCCCUCAACAUCAUUGAUUUUGUGGCCAUCCUGCCUUUCUACCUGGAAGUAGGCCUGAGCGGUUUGUCCUCCAAAGCCGCGAAAGACGUGCUCGGAUUCCUUCGCGUUGUGCGAUUCGUCCGGAUUUUGCGCAUCUUCAAACUUACGCGCCACUUCGUCGGCCUGCGAGUGCUGGGCCACACACUUCGUGCCAGCACCAACGAAUUCAUUCUCCUCAUCAUCUUCCUGGCCCUCGGCGUCCUCAUAUUCGCCACCAUGAUUUACUACGCGGAACGUAUCGGAGCCAACCCAAACGAUCCCCGGGCCAGCGAUCACACGCAGUUCAAGAACAUCCCUAUUGGUUUCUGGUGGGCUGUGGUCACCAUGACGACCCUUGGCUACGGGGACAUGUGUCCUCAGACGACGUCGGGGAUGUUGGUGGGGGCGCUAUGUGCUCUGGCUGGAGUGCUGACCAUUGCCAUGCCCGUACCGGUGAUUGUCAACAACUUCGGCAUGUAUUAUUCUUUGGCGAUGGCGAAGCAAAAACUACCGAAAAAAAAGAACAAGCAUAUCCCACGGGCACCUCAGCUGGGGUCUCCCAACUACUGUAAGUCAGCCAUUAACUCACCAAGACCAAGCACUCACAGUGAUUCCUGCCCUCUGGCCCAGGAAGAAGUCUCUGAGAUCAGAUACCAAGAUUUUAAAGUGAACGGAGAGCCGUCUAAAGCGGCCCUGGCCAACGAAGACUGUCCCCAUAUCGACCAGGCUGUAUCACCUGAGGAAGUUUUCAGCCCUGUAGACCGCGAGAGACCCUGUUUCCUGCUCACCUCUGCAGAUCGGGGCAAUCACAUAGGGGCAAGAGUCAGAAAGGGUUAUGAAAAGCCAUGGAGCCAUAGCAGCAUGUCUGGAGGCGUGGCCUCAGUGUCGGCCCUCCCCUGCAGCCCGCCCUGUCUCAUGCAGCAGGCCCACUCUCCCAUCCCAUCCAUCCUGUAGCAUGGACAAGCAAACUAACCAAUCAGAGGCUCCGCUCCGCAGCGCUGCGCUGAGACGCCCGCCCACACUGUGUACCAUCCGUCUCUCAUCAGCCUUCAGUUCUUCAGUUAUCACUUUCCCAGCAUUCAUCAUCAUCAUCAUCAUCAGUCUUUGUCAUCACUCUUCUGGUUUUUUCUCAUAGCUUUGGGUCUGUCUUCUCAAACAUCUACUGACAUAGUGUUAUUUUUUGUUUCCAUACCAUUUCUUUACUUUUUUUUUUUGUCACGUCUUUCCUCCUCUCUCCAGGUCCUGCACUACCAUGCGUUCCUUUUUCUCGAUCUCACACCAUCCUUUCUUUCCCCAACCUUCCUUCCUUCCUUCUUUCCUUUCACUGUUUUUAAAGCUGUGGUUUUUCAUCAGGUGCUAACGGACACCAUUUUGAAAAAGAAAAAGAAAAGACAAUGGCUUUUUCAUCUAGUAUUUCAUAACACAUACAGAAAAUAUUAAUUGAAAUAAUAAGAAUAAUAAGAAUGCAUAAUCAUUUUGAAAAAAACAGUUCGUAACACUAACCAUUCAUGAUUUCUUUAGUGAUGCAAACAUCACCAAACAUAAAACCUAUGACUGAAAAAAAAUCAUUUGCAUUGCAUGCCUUGCAUGGGAAACUGAGAAAACCAAUGUAAGUCAAAUGGAACCAUGUAAGGAAAAUAUAUAUAUAUAUACACAUCUAUAUCUAUAUAUUUUAUUUUUGACAUUCAACAUCCAGAGCUUCUCAACCAAUCUAAUGCAGAUACAGUGUUAUCAUUUAGUAUGAUCUAAAUGCCAAUGUAGCAAUCGGGCAUUUUCUUUUGCGGACAUUUAUUCAUUUAUUUAUUUAUUUAUUGCCUUUCCCCAAACCGUGAGCUUGUGUGCAUUUGAGCACAUGCCAUGUCUCUACUAGUAGCGCUGGUCCAGUUUUUGUUCUUGGAAAAAUUUAUAAUGCAAAUUGUAAAAAAAAAAUGCACUUUAACAUCAGAUACCAUCGUUCUGACGUUUCUCACGUGAGCAGACUUAAUUCCGCUUUCCGUCGAAGGAAAUUCGAAUAAGUUUUUCGGUGGUGUUUGUAUUAAUUUUUUACUUUUUUUUUUGGGUUCUCAUAAAUCCAUGGUAUUCGGAGUACUAUCUGUUGUUCUCUGUAGCAAAUUGAAUAUUAAAGUGUAUUAUGUAAGAAUAUGUUCACUUCGCCAAAAAAAAAAAAAAAAAAACAACAACAAAAAAAAGUAUGUGUAAAGUAUUUUUUUGGGGAAAGGUAAAUGCAUGCACUUUUAUGCAAGAACUAAUACGUACCCUAUGCGAAUGAGACUGUAAAUAAAAAGAAAACGAACAUACAUUGCAUGAAAAUAAAUCUUUUUCUAUUGAAGCCAUGUUCGGACUCUGUUUUUUAUUCGACAGAACGCACAUACACGUCGGUGUCUCGUUGCUCGGCAACAAGCUCUGCACCUCCAUUGCAAUGGCUUCUUUUUGACCUUUUCACCUCUUUGUUCCAUUGCAUUGCAACUCUUUGAUGGUGGUGGUGCUGAGGGUGUGUGUAUG
Molecule: messenger RNA, 4529 nt
Organism: Silurus meridionalis
Lineage: Eukaryota; Metazoa; Chordata; Actinopteri; Siluriformes; Siluridae
Gene: kcnc1b
Product: potassium voltage-gated channel, Shaw-related subfamily, member 1b
Exons: 4
Coding region: 1143-2981 (612 amino acids)
Biological process (GO): protein homooligomerization; potassium ion transmembrane transport
Cellular component (GO): axon; voltage-gated potassium channel complex; dendrite membrane
Molecular function (GO): protein binding; delayed rectifier potassium channel activity
Source: RefSeq, a predicted model, not a curated record